Messenger RNA from Symbiodinium necroappetens, 424 nucleotides. The record is from the annotation of a GenBank genome assembly. NCBI's taxonomy places the organism in Eukaryota, Dinophyceae, Suessiales, Symbiodiniaceae.
GAGAGAAGGUGAGGAUUUGGAGGCCCAGGACCCCUCGGAUGGCUGCCGACCGCUGCACGCUGCCAUCCUGACGGAGCAGACGGAAGCGGCCAGCUACCUGAUCAGGCAGCGCGCGGACUUGGAGAGCCGGGCCUUCGAGGGUCUGACGCCCCUGCUGCUCGCCUGCCGCUCGGAUGCGGGCAGGCUGGUGCGUCUGCUCUUGCGCCACUCGGCGGACGUGACCGCCAGGGACGCCUCGGGUCGCUCGGCCCAGGACAUCUGCGCGGAGCAUCGCUCCAAAAGCGCCGCGAAGGCGUUGGCCGGGGAGGAAGAGCUGGCGGAGCCCCAGGAGGAGUCGGCCGAGAGCACCGAGAGGAAGGAGCAGAGCAUUGCCGAGGUGAAGUGGGUAGUCCUGAAAUUGCAAGUAAUAGAAUGGUUACUGUAG